Messenger RNA from Xyrauchen texanus (razorback sucker), 1188 nucleotides. RefSeq names its product DDB1- and CUL4-associated factor 6-like. The record is from RefSeq and is a predicted model, not a curated record. Gene Ontology annotation, biological process: positive regulation of transcription by RNA polymerase II. The annotation marks the transcript as partial. The transcript has 7 exons. Gene Ontology annotation, cellular component: Cul4-RING E3 ubiquitin ligase complex; cytoplasm. Lineage: Eukaryota; Metazoa; Chordata; Actinopteri; Cypriniformes; Catostomidae. Gene Ontology annotation, molecular function: protein binding.
AUGGAUUUGACGUACCAGAGCAGCAGAAGCUAAAGCGGAUAGCCAAACAAGCGGCAUAAUAUUUUUACUACACCUCAAAGCAAUCAUGCAAGAAGUGUCGCAAGCGGAUCGUCGCAGGGGUGUCGAUAUCGUGGAGUAAUAUUCACUCCUUUAUCCAUUUCCAGUUGUCGCUGAACUUGUAGCGACUAAAGCAGUGCAGUGAAAUAAUAAUAAUUAAACGCCACUGGAAGAUAAACAGAAGGAAAGCGCUUGCUCGCCUCUUUUCAUGCAUUUCUCAACAUUAGAGGUUUAAACACCAUGUCCUGCUCUGGCAACCUCAUUUGGGAUGUGAGAAAACGCACCAUCGGAUGCACAGAUCCAUGCGCGGUCAGGACAAAUUAUUUAGGCAGAAAAGAGUUUGUGCAGCGACUGAAGCUUGAAGCCGUUCUCAAUGUGCACGAUGGAUGUGUUAACACAAUAUCCUGGAAUGACACAGGGGAGUACAUCUUAUCAGGUUCAGAUGACACUAAAUUGGUUAUCACAAACCCUUACAACAGAAAGGUCAAGACAACAAUUCGUUCAGGACACCGGGCCAACAUCUUUAGCGCAAAGUUCAUGCCCCACACUAACGAUCAACAGAUUGUGUCCUGCUCAGGAGAUGGCAUCAUUUUCUAUACACAUACAGAGAAGAGCCAAGAAAUCAACAGACAGUGCCAGUUCACCUGCCACUAUGGCACCGCUUAUGAGAUAAUGACGGUGCCAAACGACCCUUACACCUUCUUGUCCUGUGGAGAAGACGGUACAGUGAGGUGGUUCGACUUGCGCAUGAAAACUAGCUGCACAAAGGAGGACUGUAAAGAUGACAUUUUGAUUAAUUGUCGGAGAGCUGCUACCUCAAUUUCCAUUUGCCCCCUUGUCCCCUACUAUCUUGCUGUGGGAUGUUCUGAUAGCUCAGUAAGGAUCUAUGACAGAAGAAUGCUUGGAACAAGAGCUACAGGUAACUACAUGGGCAGAGGGACGACAGGAAUGUGUGUACGUUUCGUCCCAGCCCACCUGUCCACCAAAUCCUGCCGCGUCACAUCACUGUGUUACAGUGAAGAUGGACAGGAAGUGCUGGUCAGUUACUCAUCCGACUACAUCUACCUGUUUGACCCUAGAGAUGACCAGGCCAGGGAGCUCAAAGGACCUUCUGAUGAGCGGAGAGAGGAG